AUGUACGAAGACAGCCUGUCCGACGCCGAAUCCCUGGCAAAAUCCAUUUCCGGCACCCGCGCUGUCUUCAUCGCUGUAAGAUGCCCGGGCAACAUGCCCGGCAGCACCAUCGCACAAAACACCGCCGCAGCCCUCAUCGCAGCCCUGCGCAUCCUACAGACCACCUUCCCCAACAGAAAGCUCCCGCAAGUAGUCCUGCUCAGCACCGCCAGCACAAGCGACUACCAUUGCCGCGAUUUAUCACCCACGCCUAGAACACAUACGCUAGUCAGGAUCAUGAGAGAGCGAAAAUGCGAACCUGCUGCAUCAAUAUAG
Messenger RNA from Anthostomella pinea, 315 nucleotides. Lineage: Eukaryota; Fungi; Ascomycota; Sordariomycetes; Xylariales; Xylariaceae. The record is from the annotation of a GenBank genome assembly.